AUGACCAUGAAUCCUGGUGCCUCCAUGUCUCCUUUCACUGUACUGCCCUUUCCCCCACACACUCCUGGACCUCCACAGCAAACACCCUGGAUGCAGCACCCACGGCCCCUCAUGACUUCAUCAUGCCUUCCAGGCACCCCUCUUGGGCUCUCUGCUUUUCCCAGGACACUUCUUGUGCCAAGCACUGGGGAUUCUGGCCCCAGUGGGGCCAGGCCUGCAAAGGUCAUUGUUCAAGUGAGGACAGAAGGGAGUUCAGCAGAGCUCCCUGGAAUUCAGACCUUUGUCUUGGGGCAGACCCCACUUAAUUGGAGUGCCUCAGGGCCUCCCAGUGGGGUAGUUGAGCAUGCCCCACCCCCUUUUGGGGAAGCCUCUGCUGUGAUCCCUGCCACUUCUGUUGUGGCUACUCAGGCUUGUAGGGGAGUUUGGUCCCCAGCUCUUUCUCUUCAAGUUCCACCACCAACUGCCCAGCUGGCCUCCAUUUUCCCCCAAGUGAAGGCUUGCUCAGGCCAACAUGCUUCUUCUGGGGAGCAAAGCCUGGCCGUCACACAAUCCAGGCCUUCGCUGGAUGACUCCUCCUGUAAUCCCCAGAGUGUUUACCAGAACUACCGACGUUGGCAAUGUUUCAAGUCUCUGGCCCGGAGGCACCAUCCCCAAAGCCCUGAUACAGAAGCUCUUUCCUCUGUCAAGGAGCAUGUUGAGAUCAUGGAAGAUCUCCUUGGAACUGCCCAUUCAGCCACUGUGGAGCCAGAUGGAAAAUAUGAAGAAGAAGAAAAUGAGCAACAACAGGAAGAGGAUGAGCUCUACCCAGACCCGGGACUCCUGAGCUACAUUGACAAGCUGUGUGCACAGGAAGGAUUUAUCACCAAGGUGGAAGCAGUUAUUCACCCUCAGUUCCUGGAAAUGUUACUAUCACCAGAAUCACAGGUAGAUCCCCUGUCCUUAAGGCAUGAGCUGGAGGAAGAGGAAGGACUCACUCUCACUCAGCUGAUAGAGAAGCGACUGCUGGAAUUGAAAGGAAACGUGGGUGUGGAGGCAUCCCCAACUUAUGGUGUGCCAACUAAGGAGUCACCUUGUACAGAGUCUGGGACCAGUCAAGGUGCAGGGAGCACAGAUAACCACAACAGCCAACUACAGACGAGCAAGAAAAUGAGCACAAGAAAGUUGGAUGCAGAUGACCCGCCAAAAGAUGGCAGCGGACACAGUCAUCUGUCUACGUCAAAAGAACUUCCUCUUUUUACACGGAGGCCCAUGUCACAGGAACUUAAGUCUGCACAAUCAACUUCUCUUCAACGGCGUCCUAGUCGCACCUACCCUAGAUUGGGAAACAGAGGAAACUUAAUGUCCUUACAAGCCUCUCCUAUUAGUGAAACACCUGGGAAAGGAGAAGGGUCCAGUGAAGAAGAAAAGGAAGAGGAGGAACUCCCCAGUCUUGACUUCCUCUUGGCAUCUCAAGAAAGCCUACUGCCCUGGAGUCUUUCCAAGAGUCCUCUGCCUGCCUUCAGCAUUCUGCACCAUGAAAUUUGGGGUACCUGGGGAGCAUCCCAGCUCCGAUCUCCAGAGACAGUGAGUCUUAGCCAACCUGGACAUACAGCUUCCAAGUGUAAGAUUCCAGCUCAAGUCAGAACUCCACUUGCUGCAAAGCGGCCCUACUCAGGGGCUGACCUUGGAGUCUCUGGGAGGCAACCCUUGACUGUGGGAGAGGUCCAACCCUCACUGCCUCUAAAAAGAAAGUGUGACCCUUCCACACAUGGAAAAAGGAAGAAGCAUCUUCUUAGCCAGUAG
Molecule: messenger RNA, 1782 nt
Organism: Loxodonta africana (African savanna elephant)
Lineage: Eukaryota; Metazoa; Chordata; Mammalia; Proboscidea; Elephantidae
Product: NUT family member 2D-like
Exons: 4
Coding region: 1-1782 (593 amino acids)
Source: RefSeq, a predicted model, not a curated record